Pectinophora gossypiella (pink bollworm) is the source of this 1942-nucleotide messenger RNA. RefSeq lists its product as uncharacterized. Gene Ontology annotation, molecular function: long-chain fatty acid-CoA ligase activity. Gene Ontology annotation, biological process: long-chain fatty acid metabolic process; fatty-acyl-CoA biosynthetic process. The transcript has 9 exons. NCBI's taxonomy places the organism in Eukaryota, Metazoa, Arthropoda, Insecta, Lepidoptera, Gelechiidae. The coding region runs from base 238 to 1872 and encodes 544 amino acids. The record is from RefSeq and is a predicted model, not a curated record.
CUAGCUGGCGCGCUGCCGACGAAAUAUCUCUGUUGCGGUAAUUUAAUUUGUCUUAUCUUAAAACCAAUGACAUAUUUUUGUUUUUAGCUCAGCUUAUCUAUUUAUCAGUAGUUCGACUAUUUAUUAGUUAAGAGUUACGUUUUCAAUAUCAUUAAUACCUGGUGAAGUGAGGUUAGGAACUCCCUCUGCCUAUCUUAUAGGAAAAGUAAAGGAAGUGUUAAAUAUUAUCAUAUAAUAAUGUCAGUGACAAUAAAUAACAACGUGGUAUUUGGGCCUGAAGAGGAACCGAUUCCGGCUCACCUUUCUUUUGGGCAGUUCCUAUUCGACCGGUUGAAGAAGGGCGGCGACCAAGUUGCUCUGAUAAGCGCGGAUACCGGGGAGUCUAUGACGUGCAACCAAAUCCUUCAAAGCAGUGUGAACUUAGCAGUGGCACUACAGAGGCUAGGUUUGAAGAAGAAUGAUGUGGUGGCCCUCAGUAGUGAGAACCGGUUUGAGUUCACCGUUACAGCUCUAGCCAUUAUGUACUCUGGAGGGGUGCUCUCUACACUCAAUGUCACAUACUCUCCAGGAGAGAUCAGCCAUGUAUUUAACAUUACAAAACCUAAGUUCAUAUUUACGUCACCAAUCACUGCUCAAAACAUCCACGAUUGCAGUAAAGAUCUGCCUUAUGUACAAAAAAUCAUAGUAUUUGGAGAAUUUGACAUUAUACCUGGACUUAUGUACAAUGACUUGGUGAAAGAAAAUGUGAAUGUCAAUGAUUUUGAGGUUGUUGAUGUAAAUGGGAUGAAUGAUACGGUUGCCAUCAUGUGUUCUUCGGGCACCACAGGUCUGCCCAAGGGAGUUGAGCUAACUCAUGUCAAUUUCCUGACUUUAUGUGCACAUAUGAAAUACUACCUUGAGACUUCGAUGGCGAAACGGAAACACGAAGUUAAGACAGCUAUGGCUUUGAUCCCUUGGUUCCAUGCAUAUGGGUUUAUCACCUCAUUUGCUCUGUUAUCAAAACCCGUGAAAAUUGUAUUUCUUGUACGCUUUGAGGAGCAACAGUUUUUGGAGACAAUACAAAAAUAUAAGGUAAACAUGACAACUUUAGUGCCACCAUUAGCUGUGUUCUUAGCUAAGCACCCUCUUGUGACCAAGUAUGACUUGACAUCGCUUAACGAGGUCUGGUGUGGAGCAGCCCCGCUCUCUAUGGAAAUACAACAUGCAGUUGCUAAAAGGACUGGCAUACAAAGUAUCAGGCAGGGUUACGGUCUUACAGAAGUGACAAUGGCUUGUUGCGUAGAUCUAACUGAUAAAGGAAAAGAGGGAUCAUGUGGGACGCCUGCGCCUGGCAUGCAAAUAAAGGUCAUCGAUAUUGAAAGUGGGAAGAGAUUAGGGCCCAGAAAAGAAGGCGAAUUGUGGAUCAAGUCGCCGCUUAGAAUGAAGGGUUACCUCGGCGACAAAGCGUCGAGUGAUGCCCUGAUAGACGCAGAGGGGUACGUCAGAACAGGAGACAUAGGAUACUACGAUGAGGAAGGCUUCUUCUAUAUUGUGGAUCGGCUGAAAGAACUAAUAAAGUACAAAGGUUUUCAGGUGGCUCCAGCGGAAUUGGAAGCGUUGUUACUGCAGCAUAAGGGUGUAGCGGAUUGUGGCGUGGUGGGGCUGCCGGACGAAACGGCGGGCGAGCUGCCACUGGCCUUCGUGGUGCCACAACCCGGCCACAAACCCAGCGAGGACGAACUCGUCAAGUACGUCGCUUCUAAGGUAUCACCUGCGAAACAUUUGCGUGGAGGAGUAAUCUUCAUAAAUGAAAUACCCAAGAAUGCUUCUGGAAAAAUCCUAAGACGAGAAUUAAGAGCGAUGUUGAAACAAAAACAAAAAAGCAAGCUUUAACUUUGCCAAAAAUAGAUAUUAUUAUAAUAAUGUAUGUGGGUAUGAGGCCAAUAAAAUAUUAUUUGUUGCA